Oryzias melastigma (Indian medaka) is the source of this 826-nucleotide messenger RNA. RefSeq names its product glutamate-rich 2 (gene erich2). The coding region runs from base 188 to 634 and encodes 148 amino acids. NCBI's taxonomy places the organism in Eukaryota, Metazoa, Chordata, Actinopteri, Beloniformes, Adrianichthyidae. The record is from RefSeq and is a predicted model, not a curated record. The transcript is spliced from 6 exons.
UGAGAGCCCACGUUGCUAUGACAACAACACGAAUUUGCGCUGCGUAGCAGGUGUUACGUUUACUUGACGUAGGACGAUCUUUUUACUGAAAAUCAACAUAAGAGACAUUUUAAGGACAUAUUUUCUGCCAUUCUUCAAGAAAAGACCUUCAGUUUCUGUAGUGAGCAGAACAUUUUGUGAUUUCAGGAUGGAUGGAGACGCCCAGACCUCUGCUUCUGUUGAUGAGGACCUUGUAAAGCAGCCGUUGAUGGAGCCUCGGUCGGCAGACUCGGCAGCUGCAGCCAAUGGGAAGACAGAGCAGCCUGAUGAGGAGGAUGAAGACAAGGCUCCGUUGGGGCUCCUGAUGGGGUUCAUCAGAGCGCUGAAAAACAAAGACUUCCAGCUGGCCUUCCGACUCUGUCAGAUGACUCUCAUCUAUGAGCCGACCAACCCCGAGGCCUCUGAGAUCCUCCCACUGCUCCAGCAGAAGCUACUAGAAGAGCAAGGCACAGAAGAGAGCAGUGAGGAAGAAGACGACUCUGAAAGGGACGAGAGGUCAUCUUGUACGCCCACUUCGUCUUGCUCCUCUUCAUCGUCAGAUACUGAUGAAGAAAGAAGAGAUCCGGAUGAUGAUGAACAAGAAAAACAUGCAUGAACAGGCUGUAGAUGUUCAGGGAUUAUGGUUUGUUUUGAUUGCAAUAAUCCCAUUGUACACAGCAGCUUAACAUGUAAAUAUUUAUUUGAAGUCCUCCAGAAUUUUAACAAAAAUCUUGUUUUUCCAGCAAAAAGACUGCUAAAGUCUAAAACCUAACAGUAAUAAAUAAAAGUAUCUGUUAAGGAACAGAAA